AUGCCUCCUAAUCUUGACUCCAUCGAGGUGCUACACCGACCAGUAAACCGUCCGGAAUUAUCAGACAGUCGAUACGAUGGACCUGAUUCAUACACGAGUAUCCUCCCACGGGGCUUCAAAAGGUCCCCAGAAAACGCCCCAUUCCAGGUCGACACGGUCUUUGAAAAAGACGUGAAAGUAAUUUUGCGUGACGGGACCCGUAUCAGGGCUGAUGUUUUCCGUCCACAUCACGCUGCGGCGCCAGUUCCUGCAUUGAUUGCUUGGAGCCCAUAUGGCAAAAAAGGCAGAGGCCACUUUCGCUUGGACGUAGUACCCGGUCGCGUUGGCGUUCCAGUUUCCCGGCUGUCAGGGUUCGAGAAGUUCGAGGCACCAGACCCGGCGGAGUGGACAGCGCGUGGAUAUGCCAUCGUGAACGUGGACUCCAGGGGCGUUUAUGAUUCGGAGGGUGAUAUCCGCUGGUUUGGCUCUGCCGAGGGCAGAGACGGUUAUGAUGCCGUGGAGCAAAUUGCGGCAAUGCCGUGGUGCAGCGGUAAUAUUGGGCUUGUUGGGAAUUCAUGGCUUGCUAUGGCACAAUGGUUUAUCGCUGCUGAGCGCCCGCCGCAUCUGAAGUGUAUCGCGCCAUUAGAGGGUGCAAGCGACGUGUACCGUGAACUGUUGUGUCGCGGUGGUGUCCACCAAACGGCCUUUUGGGGUUAUUUGGCAGAUUUGAUGGUCGGUCGAAAUCAACAAGAAGAUGUGAUAGGGAUGCUGGAGAAAGAUCCCUAUAUCAACGAAUACUGGGAAGACAAAAGAGCGCAGAUCAGUAAAAUCAGCGUACCGGUGUACGUCCUUGCGAGUUACUCCACAUUCCUCCAUACUAUGGGGUCUUUCAGAGGGUUUGAAGAAAUCCAACAUAACGACAAAUGGCUCCGCAUCCAUCCUACACAGGAAUGGUAUGACCUUUAUCAGACUAGUACCAAUGAUGAACUUCAAUUAUUCUUCGACCGGUAUACGAAAGAAGUGCAAAACGACUGGGAAAAAACCCCCAGGGCUCGAAUCUCCCUGUUGCAAUUCAACGCGGACCCGAUCACGAACGUCCCAUGUGAUGACUGGCCAUUGGCAUCAACUGAAUAUGAAAAGCUGUUUCUUGGUGAAAAUCAGUCACUGACAAAGACCGCUCCUUUAGGCGGAGGGAGCAUUUCCUACCAGUCCGAUGAAGCCAGCCUACAGAUGGAUACUGACCGUGAGGAGCUCUCUUUUCAAUACACAUUCCCGGAUAGAGCCUUGGUUGUAGGCUGCGCUCGUGCUGUUCUAUACAUGUCAUGCGAUGACCAUGAUGACAUGGACGUAUUUGUGCAAGUGCGCAAAGCGAACAAAGAUGGCCAGAUACUUCAGAACAUCAACAUUCCUCUCAGUGAACUGAACAUGGCUUACACUGAAGUUGAUUCUGUAAAUCCGUUAAAGUAUCUCGGUCCAACAGGUGUCCUCCGGGCCAGCCAUCGUGAUAUGGAUUUGAAUCUAUGCAGCGCAUCCUGGCCCGAACAUGACUACUCUAGGAAAUCACCCGUCCCUCGUGGCAAAGUUGUACGAUUGGAGAUUGGGCUUUGGCAAACUGGCAUCGUCUUCAAUGCAGGUGAGAAACUUGUUCUCAAAGUGUCCGGCCACAAUAUGACACUGGCAGAGUUUCCUCCAUUACGGGGAGCACUUCCGAAUGGAAAUGUUGGCAGACAUUACCUCCACUUUGGGGGGUCCUGCCAAAGUCACUUAUUAGUCCCUCUAGUUGAUCUGCCGCUAGAGCCGUAA
This is a messenger RNA of Aspergillus puulaauensis, 1782 nucleotides long. Its product is annotated as CocE/NonD family hydrolase. Bases 1 to 1782 code for a protein of 593 amino acids. Gene Ontology annotation, molecular function: dipeptidyl-peptidase activity. The transcript is spliced from 6 exons. The record is from RefSeq and is a predicted model, not a curated record. NCBI's taxonomy places the organism in Eukaryota, Fungi, Ascomycota, Eurotiomycetes, Eurotiales, Aspergillaceae.